AUGUACGCCUGUCAUUCUCAUGGUUGGAGUGAGGCCCGCCAGCCAGCUUUGACAACCAGCCAGUCAAUUAUCGAGCUGAGAAAGGAGGCAUCUGGGGCAGAACAACAGCUCUUCGGAGACCAGCAGCAGGUACACCGGACGCAUGCAUCGACUUUGGCGAGAAGACCAAUCACUCGCUGCCGUCUCCACGAGCGCUGCCUCAAAGUCCUGGCUUGUACCAGUGUAGGAGAGUUGCAAGGCAGGCGGAUGAUCGGUCUCUUGAUGCCAGCCCGCGGGCACGUAGAUCAUUUUCGGAUUCUAGAAAGUUUAUGGUGCUCCCUAACACUCAACGCUGUCGACACGGAUUUAGAGCAGGGAAAUCAUGUAGUCAAGGUGGAGAUUCAAUCCCGCCUAUGCCGAAAUGUGGCCGCUUGCUCAAGAGUGGUGUUUCGGGUUUCUUUGCCUCUCUACAUCUGUGCAUCACGGGGAAGACCGAUCGUUCCAGGUCAGUAG
This is a messenger RNA of Colletotrichum abscissum, 492 nucleotides long. RefSeq lists its product as uncharacterized. The record is from RefSeq and is a predicted model, not a curated record. The transcript has a single exon. Lineage: Eukaryota; Fungi; Ascomycota; Sordariomycetes; Glomerellales; Glomerellaceae. The coding region runs from base 1 to 492 and encodes 163 amino acids.